GACAGAAAUGCCGAUCAAAAGAUGGGAACACACAUAAUACAACAACUACGAAGGCUGCCCGGUGCUGUUGCUGCUUUAGCAGUGAUUCACAUAAUUCUUUUAUUAUGCCGGGAUGCUGCGUGCUACAUGGUCAUUGUGACAGAAAAUGAUGAGCCAAAUAAGAUAAUAUUCAACGCUUCGGUUUACAAACUAGGCUCGGAACGGCACUAUAAAAUCAACGCACAUAAAACAGCAAAUUUCGUACAUCAUUUACUUAAGGUCGACUCCCACACGGGUCAGAUUUAUCUUAAGAAACGACUGCACUGCGAUGGUAUUUAUUACCCAAAUUUGUUCACAUUUUACGUGGAUUCUACCUCAAAUCGCCUGCGUAGCAUAGACUAUUAUAGUCUUCCGUUACGAAUUUUCAUAGCGGGCAUAAACUGCACCGACGAUAAUAUUGCCGAAGGUUUCCGGAAAUUAUUUGAAGAAGAUGAUUCAGGUUAUACUAGACGGCGACGGGAAGCUAGUGAUGAGGAUACAGACAUCCGAAUGUACGGACACUAUCGAGGAGAUAGUUUACAAGACUAUUUUGAGGAAUAUCCUUGGUUGGGACUGAGACAAAGAUCAAAUAAUAAUAAUCACAGCUCUUUUUCGGACGGCGAUAUCCUGUUUGGGAAUGCUGGUAAUAGUGAAAUCCGUCAUGAAAUGAUAGUGCGAAAAAAAAGAAACCUUGUAGAAUCCUCUGAGCAACGAAUUCAUCGUAAAAUAAAUGAUGCUAAACAAUGGAUUUCUGAAUCGUAUGCUUCAUAUGCUAUCCAUACAACAGACAAAUGGAACAAAAUAUGUCUUAAACAGUCCCAGUUUAUAAACUCCAUCCAUUCUUUUUUGCCAAAAACAGCCAUUCAGCAUUGUACUGUAAAAUACUUAGACGUGAACGAUGGGCGCUUUAAGAUUGAAACCAAAUCCGGAGAUUUAGUUGCCAGUAAUGACAUUUGUUUGUCUGAGUCACUUUGGAAAGUUGUUAUAACUUAUACAGUAAAAUGUGAUCGCUUUGACAUUAUAGACGCAGAUCACAGACUCAAAAUCGUGUAUCACCAUCAAGAGUUAAACGAUACUGACAUAGCAAAACGUGUUAGACGCGAACUCAGGAAUCAAAGUCCGUAUUUCGAACAAGCGUUGUAUGUGGCUGCUGUGCAGGAGGAGCAAGUUGCUGGAAUUGCUGUCAUCACAGUCCGCGCUCGUGAUCCAGAAGACUCGCCUGUAGUAUAUUCUAUGGUUUCACUACUAGACUCCCGGUCCCAAUCCAUGUUCAAAGUUGACCCACGAACUGGUAUAGUAACUACUUCAACCAGCCUCGAUAGAGAAUUGAUGGAUGUACAUUAUUUUCGAGUUAUCGCUACAGAUGAUAGUUUUCCACCGAGGUCUGGCACUACGACCCUGCAAGUUAAUGUUCUGGAUUGUAAUGACCAUACACCAACAUUCGAAUCCGAUGAAUUUCAGGCAAGCUUACGAGAAGGUUCAAGUGUUGGAUCUACUGUUAUUACGAUUAGAGCUACUGAUCAAGACAUAGGAAAAAAUGCUGAAAUUGAGUACACUAUUUCUAGUAUAAAGGGAGAUGGAGAUGGUACUAAAGAACAAGAUGAACAAACUUUCAGAAUAGAUGCCAGAACCGGAACUAUAUCAUCACGUGCAGCCCUGGAUCGCGAAACGUCUGAAACUUAUACAAUUAUAAUAACUGCUACUGAUAUGGCAACACCCCAAACGGAACGAAGAUCUGCUUCUGCUACAGUUUAUGUGAAAAUUCUUGAUGAUAAUGAUAACUACCCGCAAUUCAGUGAACGAACUUACACAGUGCAAGUCAGCGAAGAUCAAUGGACUAAUGAAAACAAUAUCAUAGCACACAUACAUGCAACAGACUUGGAUCAAGGAAACAACGCAGCUAUAAGAUACGCAAUCAUUGGCGGAAACACGCAGUCCCAAUUUUCUAUAGAUUCAAUGAAUGGAGAUGUGUCUCUCGUUAAACCACUGGACUAUGAAAACGUAAGAAGCUACAGGCUUGUGAUAAGAGCGCAAGAUGGAGGAAGUCCCUCUAGGAGUAAUACCACUCAGCUCCUCGUCAAUGUGUUGGAUGCCAACGACAAUGCUCCACGGUUUUACACAUCUCAAUUUCAGGAGGCUGUUCUUGAAAGCGUUCCAGUGGGUUAUAACAUUGUACGAGUUCAAGCAUAUGAUUCAGAUGAAGGAGCCAACUCAGAGAUUUCGUAUAGCAUUCAAGAUAGGGAUGAUAGUUUACCACUAGCGGUUGAUUCGCGAACAGGUUGGAUUCACACCACAAAACCAUUAGAUCGGGAAGAUCAAAGCCGUUAUAGUUUCCAAGUAAUUGCCUUAGAUGGAGGAAUUCCUCCAAAAUCGGCUAGCACCUCAGUUGUGGUGACCAUACAGGAUGUCAAUGAUAAUGAUCCAUCAUUCAGUCCAAAGUAUUAUGAAGCUACUAUAGCAGAAGAUCAACCACCUGGAACUCCAGUGACUACAGUGACAGCUAGCGAUCCGGAUGAAGACUCGAGGCUGCAUUAUGAGAUAACAGCAGGCAAUACAAGAGGAAGGUUUUCCAUAACUUCUCAAAAUGGGCGCGGUUUGAUAACUAUAGCACAACCAUUAGAUUAUAAACAAGAGAGAAGAUUUGCUUUAACUAUAACUGCUACCGACAGUGGCCAACGCACCGAUACUGCCAUUGUUAAUAUAAAUAUAACAGACGCGAACAAUUUCGCGCCGGUGUUCGAAAAUGCACCGUAUUCAGCAUCAGUAUUUGAAGAUGCACCUGUUGGCACUACCGUUUUAGUAGUUUUUGCAACAGAUAGUGAUGUUGGUGUCAAUGCACAAAUUGCUUAUUUCCUCAAUGACGAGUCUGUUAAUGGCCUUGGAAUAAACGAACCUUUCAGUGUGAACCCUCAAACAGGAGCUAUUGUGACAAACGCUCCUCUUGAUCGUGAAACCACAAGUGGUUACUUAUUGACUGUGACAGCUAAGGAUGGUGGAAAUCCCUCUCUUAGUGAUACAACCGAUGUUGAAAUAAGUAUUACAGAUGUCAACGACAAUGCACCGCAGUUCAAAGUUCCACUCUAUCAAGCAACAAUAUCCGAAGAUGCCCUCAUAGGUACGUCGGUUGUGCAGAUUGCAGCAACAGACAUCGAUAUGGGACUCAAUGGACGAAUCAAAUACAUGCUAAGCGCAAAGGAUAUAGAAGAUGGAUCUUUCAUUGUAGAUCCUACCUCCGGUGUAAUAAGAACUAAUAAAGGAUUGGAUCGGGAAAGCAUUGCAGUGUACCACUUAGUGGCAAUUGCUAGCGAUAAGGGAACUCCAACACUGAGCAGUACGGUGGAGGUACAAAUUCGGUUGGAUGAUGUAAAUGAUUCACCUCCUACGUUUUCAUCUGACAAGCUAACACUUUAUGUUCCUGAAAACAGCCCAGUUGGAUCGGUUGUUGGAGAAAUUCAUGCACAUGAUCCAGACGAAGGUGUCAAUGCAAUAGUACAUUAUUCGAUUAUUGGUGGCGACGAUUCAAAUUCCUUUUCACUGGUAACAAGACCUGGCUCUGAAAGGGCUCAGCUUCUCACGAUGACUGAACUUGAUUAUGAAUCCUCGAAAAAGCGUUUUGAACUUGUUAUACGAGCCGCAAGCCCGCCAUUGCGUAACGACGUACAUGUAGAAAUACUCGUAACUGAUGUGAAUGAUAAUGCUCCUAUUUUGCGCGAUUUUCAAGUUAUUUUUAACAACUUUAGAGACUGUUUUCCAAGCGGUGUUAUCGGUAGAAUACCAGCCUUCGAUGCAGAUGUAUCUGAUAAUUUGACAUAUCGCAUUCUAUCAGGGAAUAAUGCAAACUUGGUUAAACUCAACGUAUCUACCGGAGGCUUAACAUUAAGUCCUCAACUCAAUACUAAUGUACCUAAAUUUGCUACUAUGGAAGUAUCCGUUACCGACGGUAUAAAUGAAGCCAAAGCUAUCAUGCAGUUAAUUGUAAGACUCGUAACCGAAGACAUGCUUUUCAAUUCAGUCACCGUGCGGUUGGAUGAAAUGACAGAAGAGGCAUUCCUUUCACCACUUUUAAACUUUUUCCUGGAUGGACUAGCUGCAAUUAUACCAUGCCCAAAAGAAAAUAUUUAUAUAUUUUCUAUACAAGAUGAUGCCGAUAUCGAUUCAAGAAUACUGAAUGUAAGUUUCUCUGCGCGUCGUCCAGAUGUAGCGUAUGAAGAAUAUUACAGUCCUCAGUACCUACAAGAACGAGUUUAUCUCAAUCGUGCUAUUUUGGCUCGCUUGGCUACCGUUCAGGUAUUGCCAUUUGAUGAUAACCUUUGUGUUCGAGAACCUUGUUUAAACUAUGAACAAUGUUUAUCGGUACUGAAAUUUGGUAAUGCCUCUGGAUUCAUACACAGUGAUACUGUGUUGUUCCGACCCAUAUACCCUGUAAAUACCUUUGCAUGUAAAUGUCCAGAAGGAUUUACCGGCAGUAAAGAGCAUUAUUUGUGUGACACGGAAGUUGACCUAUGCUAUUCAGAUCCUUGCCAAAAUGGUGGUAGCUGCAUUAGACGAGAAGGAGGUUUCACCUGUGUUUGUGCAAACUCGUACACUGGAGUUCAUUGUGAGGUGGAGAUAAAAAAGUUGAAACCAUGUGCAGCAGAUACAUGCGGCGAAGGUUAUAGUUGCUUAUCGCAUUCGCUCAAUACACCGCAUAACCCAUCGUACACAAGUACCUGCGAGUUGAUGUCUCGCUCCUUCACAAGGAAUUCAUUUUUGACAUUCCCAAGCAUGAAGCAACGACAUAGAUUUAACAUAAAGUUAAAUUUUGCAACUGUGCGUGAUAAUGGAUUGCUUCUGUACAAUGGUCGAUAUAACGAACAGCACGAUUUCAUAGCUUUAGAAAUCAUCGACGGAAAAGUGAUGUUUUCAUUUUCACUUGGAGAAAAAAUAGAAUCCGUAAGUGUUGAUCAGGAUAAGCGUAUAUCUGAUGGCAACUGGCACACAGUGGAGGUUAAUUACUUUAAUCGUACUGCGACUCUGUCGAUGGAUAACUGUGAUGUCGCACUAGCUCUGGCUAAUUUGGGUUCACGUUGGAACUGUGCUAAUCAAACAACGAUGAUAUUGGAACGAAAAUGUGCCUCAUUGACCGAAUCAUGCCAUCGAUAUCUGGACUUGACCGGGCCACUACAAAUUGGUGGACUCCCACGGAUCCCUACUCACUUUCAAAUACAAUCACAUGAUUUUAUCGGUUGCAUAUCGGAUCUGUACAUAGACAACAAAUACAUAGAUUUAAAUGCUUAUAUCGCAGAUAAUGGAACCAUUAUUGGAUGUCCUCAAAAAGCGUCAUCAUGCGCAUCGGAACCCUGCUUCAAUGGUGGCUCUUGUAGAGAAGGCUGGGGCGAAGGAUGGGAAUGUGACUGCCCCGACGGCUACACUGGAAACGCUUGCCAAGAAGAGGUAACACUUCCUUGGCGUUUCAAUGGAGACGGAAUCCUUAGUUUCAAUCCACUACUAAGGCCUAUUCAGCUUCCGUGGCUUACGGCUCUUUCCGUGCGUACCAGACAGAAAGAUGCGUUUCUUAUGCAAGUUCAAGUAGGUCAGAAUAGUUCAGCUAUAAUAUCACUAAGGAACGGCAUACUUUAUUACAAUUAUAACGAUGAACCGAUGUUUCUUGCUGGGACAAAUUUGGCGGAUGGAAAAUGGCAUCGCAUAGAGAUUAAAUGGUUAGGAACAGAAGUUUCACUAUCGGUGGAUUAUGGACAACGGACAGGCGUUUUACCAAUGAAUCAGAAAAUCCAAGGUCUCUACGUUGGACGCAUUGUAAUUGGAGGGUCAGAGGGCGGUUUGAUCGGGUAUGGUACAUACGGCUAUUUUGAAGGUUGCAUACAAGAUGUCAGAGUAGGAGGAAGUCAAUCUGUGUUGAAUCGUCCAACAAUAAGAGAAAAUGUGAUGGAUGGUUGUCCAUCAAACGCUAAAUGCCCGGAUAAUUGCCCUAAUCAUGCGAAUUGUGUCACCAGUUGGGAUGAAGCCCACUGUGAAUGUAUGCAUGGAUAUGUUGGUAACGAAUGCGUACCAAUAUGCACCACUAAACCGUGUUCAGACAAUGCACAGUGUCGCGCUGACGUAUCGCUUAGGAAAGGAUAUCACUGUGAAUGCAACAGCACGGCACAUUCAGGAGAGUAUUGUGAAAUUGUAACUCAACAACCUUGCCCGGCGGGCUGGUGGGGAGAACGAGGUUGUGGCCCAUGUAACUGUGAUCUGAAACAAGGAUAUCACCCAGAUUGCAACAAAAUAACGGGACGUUGCUUCUGUCGAGAGAAUCAUUAUCAACUUCCCAAUGACACGACUUGCCAUCCUUGUGAAUGCUAUUCAAUAGGAUCGAUUGGAAAAUCUUGCAACACAUCUGGCCAAUGUGAAUGCCGCGAAGGCGUUAUAGGACGGAGAUGUGACACCUGUUCGAAUCCAUAUGCAGAAGUAACAAAUAAUGGCUGUGAAGUAGUCUACGAUGCUUGUCCCAAAUCAUUUGCAGCAGGUUUAUGGUGGCCUCGUACAGCGUUUGGCGAAGUAGCCAUUGAAAAUUGCCCUCUACCGGCCCGAGGGAAAGGUAUGCGAAAAUGUGACCUAGUGGAUGGCUGGAAGCAACCAAAUAUGUUUAAUUGUACAUCCGAACCAUUCUUAGAUCUGAGGAAGCAGCUAUCACAGAUUGAAACCGAGGGAUUAGAAUUGAAUACGUUUAUUGCCGUAAAAAUUGCUGCCACCUUACAAUACGCCUGUAAAACAGUGGAUCGUACCGCCGAUACUAGAAUAGAGACUAAUCAACAGCCAAACUUGCAAAUUUUAGAAACACCGCUUGCUUCUAAAAGCUCUUUAUGGAAACAAGAAGAUUUUGAUUUUGAAUAUCUAAGUGAUUAUCAACAGGUACGAAAAAAUAAACUUUUUGGCGCAGAUGUACUAAUAACAGAACGAUUGCUGCAUGAGUUGAUCAACUACGAGACUCAUCAGAGUGGAUUGAAUUUAUCACACAGUCAAGAUAAGCACUACAUUAAAAAUUUGGUAGAAAGCGCAGGAGUUAUAUUGGACUCAAAAUACACAAAGGAAUGGAAACGAGUGACCGAGUUAACCCAGCGUGGACCAAAUGAUCUCAUUGAAGCAUUUAGUAAAUAUAUGAUGUUAUUAGGCCGAUCUCAACAUGAUACCUAUACGAAUCCUUUUGAAAUUGUCCAUCGUAAUUUAGUUCUCGGAUUAGACAUUGUAACCGCGGAAUCAUUGUUUGGCUAUGAACCCCAACUUUUGAUAGGAUCUCAUCACAAACCGUCUAAAUCUUAUAUGUAUACUACGGAGAGUGUUGUUCUACCGGAUACUAGCUCAUUUUUGCAACAUCAAACGAAGCAGAAACAUCCAAUCAUAGCUUUUCCUAAAUACAAUAACUACAUACAAGAUAAGAAUAAAUUCGACCGUCAUACCAAGAUUUUAAUUCCGUUGGAUUUACUCGGGAUAAUACAACCAGAUAAAAAUGAAGUUACAAACACCAUCAGCGAUUAUCGAGCUAUAGUCUGCUAUGCCCAGUACAAGGAAGCUGGUUCAAUUUCCCCCCCGAAUAUGGACGAAACAAUAACUCGACGUUGGGGAGUGGAUGUGCAGAUAGUGAGUCCCAUUCUUUCACUUGAAAUCCUUGUACCUAACAGUAAAAACAACGAAGACAGAACAUAUAUGGAUCGCUUUGAUAACAAAAAUUUAGCUGAUAAAUCUACCAAGCCGGAUAUUGAUACGUUUUCUACUUCUGUAAGAAAUAUUCCUCCUAAUGAAAAAUUAACGAACGAAAUUAAGAUAUCUAUACACGACAUGAGUGAUCACGAAAAUCUUGAAAACCUCGAUGAGCACCCAGAAAUUAUAAUGAGCAUCGAUGAGAAUCCAUUCGAGGUAUUGAAUCCCCCAGAAAUGGUAGUAUUAUCCCAGCCCAGUGGUAGUGAAGACACCUACGGUCUGGAAGAAGAAACAUAUACUAAAAUCAAAAAACGAAGUUUGCCUGCGCAAGGUUUCAAUCAAAUCGAAUACAAAUCUCUAGGAAGCCCCCAUCUAUCACAGCCAAUAAAAUUGCAAUUAUGGCUGAACGUACCUAAAUAUUCGUUUGGGUCGCGAUCAAAUCCUCAAUGCGUGCGAUGGAACUCCCAUCUCAAUUUAUGGACUAGGCUGGGUUGUCAAACUGAGAUACCUGAUUAUGAUCAAUAUUCUGUAAAUGACACAGUAAUAAUAAAUUGCACAUGUACACAAAUUUCAUCAUACGCAGUACUGGUGGAUGUUAUCGAUCCGGAAGAUAUACCCGAACCAUCGCUUUUAGUCCAAAUCACAUCAUAUUCAGCAUUUGUGUUGUCCCUUCCAGUCUUAUUCGCUGUAAUAUUGUCUCUAGCACUGUUGAGAGGGCUUCAAACCAAUUCCAAUACAAUUCAUCAAAAUCUUCUGUUUUGCAUUUUUAUUGCUGAGCUACUGUUUUUCAUUGGAAUCAAGGCCCAUCGAGAUUUGGUGGAUGACGAGUUCUCUUGCAAAUUUGUUGCCAUCGUUUUGCAUUAUACGUGGUUAGCAGCAUUUGCUUGGACUACUGUGGACUGCGUACAUUUAUAUCGGAUGCUCACUGAGAUGCGCGACAUCAAUCAUGGACCUAUGGGAUUUUAUUAUACACUAGGGUAUGGCGCACCAGCUUUGUUAGUUGGACUUUCGGUAGGGGUGCGCGUACAUGAAUAUGGAAAUAAUGUCUUCUGUUGGCUAUCCGUUUAUGAAUCAGUUAUCUGGUGGUUGGUUGGACCAAUUGUAGUAAUGUCAUCAGUAAAUUUGAUUAUUCUGUUCCUGUCCGUGAAGGCAGCUUUCACAAUAAAAGAUCAUGUGUUAGGCUUCGGAAAUUUGAGAACUUUAUUGUGGCUUUCAGUGGUAUCGUUGCCAUUAAUGGGAAUCAUGUGGGUAUUGUCGGUAUUAUCUGCUUCCGAAAACUCUCAAGUUUUGAAGGUCUUGCUUUCGGUUUUCGUCAUAAUACAUGCAAUAUUCUCAGUUAUCGGUUAUUGUAUCAUAAACAAAAGAGUUCGUGAGAAUCUUCAUAGAACGUUCUUACGAUGUACGGGUCGUAAAGUACCAUUGCUGGAUUCUUCACUCGCUGUAAGCAGCAGCUCCCAAAAUAUUGGCCAAUCAGUCAAAACACCUGGAUUUUCUGGACAGUUUGAUACAGCUCGUAGAAAUAUUGGAAUAAGCACCUCUAGUACAACAUCUAGAAGCACCGCUAAAACUAGUUCAAGCCCCUAUAGAAGUGAUGGUCGAUUCCAACAAACAUCAACAUCUACUUCUAACUACAAUUCAGAUGGAGCUCCAUCCUUUAUGCAUGGUUACACUGGAACAAGUACAAGGAAAGCUAAAGAAAAUACUGAUGUACCUCCGCAAUACAAGAAAAAUAGACGGCGACGGCAGGAAUCAGAAUCUGAAAGUGAAACUGACGGACGCAGCCUAGAAUUAGCUUCAAGCCAUUCCAGCGAUGAUGAAGAAUCGCGUGUUGGUCGAAAUAGCAGCACACAUCGCAGUGUUGGGGUUUCUUCAACAUCAUAUUUACCUAACAUUACAGAGCAUGUAGCUACAACGCCACCCGAAUUGCAUGUAGUGCAAAGUCCACAGCUGUUCCCCAACGUCAAUGGGCCGCGAUGGUCAAGUCAAGUUCCAGAUUCAUAUUUGCCUGUUUCCAACGCAGGAAGGUGGUCCCAAGACACUGGAUCCGACAACGAAAUUCAUUCGCAUGGACCUCUUGUUUCCAAUAUUUUACCUAGUCCAGAUCUAACAGAUACUUCAUACUUACAUCAAAACAGAAUGAACAUGCCACCAUCCAUUUUAGAAAAUAUUCAAGAAAGUUUUAAUUAUUCCAACCAAGAUUUGCGAAGCGAUAAGUACAGCAAUCGUGACUGUGAUACAUAUUCAGAACAAUACAGAGACUAUGAUACCCAUGGAGACCACAUGACAUUACCUUAUAUGUCCCCCGUAGGAAGGAAUCAUCUUUCAGGAUCUACGCAAAUCAUUAAUCAUAUGCGCUCCUAUCAACACGAAAAUAUCGGCGUUUUGAAAGACAGUAUCUAUGAUCGAUCUCGAACAUUGGGAUACAAGUCUGAUUCACCGUAUAUGUCUAAAGAACGAAUAGCUUCUGAACUAUACAGUCCGCGAAACGACAACCAUCCCGCUAAUUCUUUUCAGUCCAGUGUACAAUCGCUUCUUAAGAACGACUAUCAACGGCAUAAACAGCAGCAAAGCGUUGACUCCGAUAGAAUGUCUGAAGGAUCCGAUAAAAAUCCUUACAACUUUCCAUAUACUGCUGAAGAGGAUCAUUCCAGUCAUACCGGAUUUCGAUCCAGUGAAAUUAACGGUUCAGUGGCGAACGGUCGUUUGAAUGGCGCUUCUGCUCUGCAACCCAUGGCUCCCUUGCCCAAUGUAAACAGCAGUUCUGACAGGUGUUGGGAUCGAUUUAAAAAUCUGAACUAACAUGGAAUUAAAUCGGACGAGUUCCAGCCGCGAAAAACACGACGACGAAGAAACAACCGUUUAACAAACACCAAGCCCCGAUAAUCAACAUCAAGCUAGAAACGAUUACAAAACUGUAGAGCGUAAGGGAAAAGCGCUCUGAUACAUACAUUUUAAGCUAUUGAAAGUCCGCUUGAAUACGAGUUUAUGCUGUAGGUACUUAUAAACCGUGUUUUAAACCUUCACAGGUCCGUGAAUUAAUGUAUGUGUUUCGAUUGAAAAGAUCGAAAUGCAAGAAAUUUGAUAAAAAAACAAGUUUAACGAGCUUUAUGUAGUUUGAAUUGUGUGCAAAUAUCUUUGUAUUACUUUUAGUGCUUGUUAAUUUUAUGUAUGAAAGUUAGCUAGUGUGGAACCUCUGGAUGAGCUUCCUUUAGAAAUUCAGUCUUUUAAAUAUUGCCACUAAGUAAAUCUGAUUUUAUCUUUUUAUUUUAUUUUAGCCUGUUUUAAACAAACCUUAAACUUAAUUUUAAUGAAAAAGCAUUUAAAAAUAUGCAUUGUCCAUAAAAGUCUGAGAAACGUAGAAGAAAAGUAGAUUCAUAUUUAGUGCUUGUUAUAACUAAACAAUUGAUCAGAAUCGUAUGCCUUAAGCUUGCUUCAUUUUGAUAUUCAGUCCUAAAAAUGGUGUAUUCCAACCCUCAGAAAAGUGCCUAACGGUGAUUAGGUCUAUAUUUUUAGUAGCUUCAUCAUUUAUAUCUGUAAGAAGCUCUACGAUAAACGUAAUGAAUGUAAUCUCAUUAAGACAAAAAGUUGAUUUGAAUGCAGCAAUCAAAAAGGUUGGAUAACUAUAGAAUAGAUUAAAAACUUCAAUACUCAUAAACCUAUAAGCCCAAUUUUUGUUUUAUUUACGUAUAUGUUGCAGGAAUUCAUUUGUCAGAUUCCAUGUUGAAUGUUAACAACUUUCAUUCAAUAGUUGUUUUUGAUUUGUCGUACAACAAGUGUUACAACAAGUGUACAGAAAGUACCUUAAAUAAUUCUUUAAAAAUGGGAUGCAUGUGCCUCAAUUUUUAAUUUAAUAAGUUUGAGUUUAAUGAUUUUAUUUGUUCAAAAAGUCAGAAAAUCGAAAUUCUACAAUAACUUCUAUCGUAUCUCAAAAGUGCAAAAAUUUAAGAGACUUAUUUUGUAAGAUCAAUCCGAUCCGACAAUAUCUUAUCUCACAUGUCAUGUCAUUUAAUUUUCAAUAUUUAAUGAUUAAAUUAAAGCCACAUUGUCGUACAUGACUAUGUAUUUCUCAACCAGACACAUUACAACUUGUUCUUGAAUUGAGGACAUGUUUCGGUUGAAUAACGUAGUUUUAUGUUUGAUUAAAUUGAUUAAAUGAUCAUUGAAAUAAAAUGUCAUAUGAGACAAUGAUAAAUCUCUUCAUAGACAUUAAACAGAUUUUCAUGUCUCAAAAACAGAACGGAAUUAUUGAAAAACCAUCCAACCGACCAACUGUUUCUAUAAAAUUUAACUUGGUACAGUGCAUAUGUGCAAGGAAAAUAGUGAACACCGCAAAUGAUAUGUGUUUGUCGAUCUGCGGAAAAUAAUAUUUUCGCUCAUAGUUUUAAAUCGCGCUUUUGCGUCGUUUGUCGAGCAUAGGAAAAUGUAAUAACACAACAUUCUUCACAUAAUGAUACUUAUUUGGCAGAUUGGCUUUUUACAUCCAAUAAAAUUUUAAACUACAAAUUAUCUACAAUUUAUACGCAUAAUUUUGGUGCUACAUGAAAUGAUCACGCGCGCAUAUUCAUGUCAGCAAAAAAAAAACUCGAUCAAAAAUAAGAUUACAAACUACAUAGCUUAUCCCCCUCUGAAAAAAGUUCAUUUUUAAUAAGUUUGCGAACAAAAUCGUAAUAAGAUAAAAUGUGGUUAGAGCUUGUAACAUAUGGCAGCAUUGGUUUAUUUUUUAAGAUUUUUGUUGAGUAAUAUUUUUAAUACUUUUUACGGUUUGCUAUGUACGUGUAAUUUAUCAUUUCCCAGUUACUAUUAAUUUUUCAUUCUCAUUUAGUUAGUACCUAUGAAAAAAAUGGACCAUUCCAUCGAAACCGAUCAUUCCAUAGCACAUACCCAAGGUUCUGAUUUUACAGAAUUCAAGUAUGCCAUACAUAACAUUUUAUAGUGUAUUCACUUUUGUAUAAGAUUUAAAAAAAAAAGAUAUCUACAUAGUGAAACGCAUUUUGACUGCAAAGCAAAGGUGAGAUUAUAUAUAUAAAUAAAAGAGAUAGAUUGUAUAUUGAUGCAUUUAAACUUGAAGUAUUGAUGAACCCAGUGUAUGAUUUAUAAGGAUAGAAAUAUACAUGUAUUGAAACUGGA
Messenger RNA from Uranotaenia lowii, 12825 nucleotides. RefSeq names its product protocadherin-like wing polarity protein stan (gene stan). The transcript is spliced from 9 exons. Gene Ontology annotation, cellular component: plasma membrane. The record is from RefSeq and is a predicted model, not a curated record. NCBI's taxonomy places the organism in Eukaryota, Metazoa, Arthropoda, Insecta, Diptera, Culicidae. The coding region runs from base 22 to 10497 and encodes 3491 amino acids. Gene Ontology annotation, biological process: cell surface receptor signaling pathway; homophilic cell-cell adhesion; G protein-coupled receptor signaling pathway. Gene Ontology annotation, molecular function: calcium ion binding; G protein-coupled receptor activity.